GUAACCACAAAGUAACUUGAUGGAAGGGGCAGAACGCACAUUGUUUUAGAGGGUCUGGUUGUCUGGUUUGUGUUGUUUGUUGGGGUUAGAGUGAACUAGAUUUCAUUUCGAUUUCAGGCGCUGAAGCAGAAGUAACUUCUAAAACAGGUGAACAGGAGAUAUAUUGAAAAUGGAUGUUUUCCUAAUGAUCAGGAGGAAAAAGCUCACCAUUUUCACAGACGCAAAGGACACGACGACGGUACUUGAACUGAAGAAAAUGAUAGAAGGUAUCCUUAAAGUUUCCCCUGUGAACCAGCAAUUAUUCAAGGAUAACCAAGUUAUGGAAGAUGAGAAAGCUUUACAAGAUUAUGGGUUGACAUCGAAUUCUGCCAAGGCUCAGUGUCCUGGAUCCGUAGGCUUAGCACUUAGAUUAGAUAAUGGUGAUUUUGAACCCCUAGAAUUAACACCUUUCUCGUCUCCCCCUGACUUGCCUGAUGUUAUGAAGACUGACUCCAAUGGCCAAGAACAAACGCCUUAAUGCAGAACAGCAUCAGUACAUUUCAACAUAACACACAUACCCACAGGCCUGUUUUCAUACCACUAAUACACACCAAAGACAAGGAAUUGUAAGCUUUUGAAGUAGACCGAAAUAUUCUGAACUAGGUUAAUUUAUUACAAGAUUUUAAAAUGGAGAUGGAGUCUGUGUUGCAAAUGUGAAGUUUAUUGUUGAUUUUGUUACAGAAAAUAUGUGAAUAAUGUAAAAUCAAUUUUCAUAUUUUAAUUCUUCGAGAGACUUACUGUGUUUUUCUGUCAAGAGUAUCCUACGUAUAAAAAUUGUAUACAUACUGUCAGUUUUGUGAUCACAUUAAAAUUCGUCUUAAUACAUUGAUUUAAUAUCACUGAAUAAAAGCAUGUGACUGAUAUCAGCAUAAUUGAGUUCGUUUAAAGUAUUAAAAAUGCCUUGUUGCUGCUACUUGCAGCGUGUCUGGUAAUCACUUUUAUAAAAGGAGUUGUUUGAAUUCUAAGAAUUGUAUCACAUUAUACUAAAUAUAUUGAAACUAAUAAAAUCUUACAUAAAUUACAAGUAUCUGUGACACAAUAGUAUAGUUUUGUUUUAUUGCAUCUUGUAACUGGUCAAAAAGUAUAAACAGUUGGAGAGCUCACAGAAGUGUUUCCAUAUUUACAUAAAUGAUAUUCCUGUCCAUUAGCUGAAAGUUGCAAUAUCGGCAGGUUGGGUCUGUGUUGUGUCACUAGAUUACUGUUUCACGUCCUGACUUGUACAUGGGAGACUUCAGAGAUCUGAAAGCUUUUUGUUGCCAGUCGCUAACUGAGAGUUCUUCUACUUUCAAAUUGAAAUUUAAUGGCAGCCUAGUAGUACAUUCUCUCUGAAGAUUCACUCUGCAUGUGGCAUGAAGUGCAGUGUGUGUAAAAACAUUUUUCACAACAUUGUACUCAAGGAGGUUGAGGUUUGUAAUAUACAGGACAUUUAUUAGAGUCUACAUAACUAAAUAACCAUAUUUCCUGGUGUAAGACAUGGUUUGUAUCUUUGAGAACGGUUCUCAAAAUCACAGCAUAUCCUGUACACUGAUGGGUGCAUUGUACACAGUGAAAGUGACAAAAGUGACGUAAUUACAGGGUGGGGCACAGAAACUUCCUUUUUUUGAAGGCGAAUAAAAGAAAAAUUAUUGCUGAUAACACAAAAUUUAU
Messenger RNA from Cryptotermes secundus, 1686 nucleotides. It is a transcript of the gene EloB, whose product is annotated as elongin-B. Gene Ontology annotation, molecular function: protein binding. Gene Ontology annotation, cellular component: elongin complex; VCB complex. The transcript has 4 exons. Gene Ontology annotation, biological process: transcription elongation by RNA polymerase II. NCBI's taxonomy places the organism in Eukaryota, Metazoa, Arthropoda, Insecta, Blattodea, Kalotermitidae. Bases 170 to 517 code for a protein of 115 amino acids. The record is from RefSeq and is a predicted model, not a curated record.